AUGGCCAUUGCUUACUACAGAGCAUAUCAGAUCUCUCAGGAGACAGUGCUCUUGCCCUCACGGACCAGCAGCCUCAUGGGUGAGCUCCCUUCAGUACACCACUCUGCUGUUGCCACUAAUGCCUCAGUCCUCUCGCCAUUGCACCCCUCCCCCUCUUCGGGUCGACUGCUCUGCUGGGUGUUGACCUCACCCCAGACUCUGUGGACCAGAGCUAAACACAUAGUGAACACCUGGGGGCCUCGCUGUGACACACUGCUCUUCAUGAGCUCUAAGCCGGACCUCCUGUUCCCUGGGACCGUGCUGGCUCUGGCAACAGAGGAGGGACGGGCCAACCUGUACAAUAAGACCAUGGCCGCUUUCAACUUACUGCAUGACGGUUACCUAGACAAGGCUGACUGGUUCCUCAAAGCUGAUGAUGACACCUAUGUAAUUGUGGAAAACUUGCGUCUGCUCCUGUCUCGGUUCAGCCCAGACAAGCCUGUGUAUCUGGGCAGACGUUUUCGCCGCUUUGUCCAUCAAGGCUACAUGAGUGGUGGUGCUGGCUAUGUACUGAGUCGCGAGUCUGUGAGACGCUACGUCAGGGCCCUGCACCAUGGAACCUGCACCAAGUCCACCUCUGCAGAGGACCUACUGCUGGGCUUCUGCCUCCAGAAGCUGGGAGUCCCGGCAGGGGACUCUAGAGACCACCAACACAGGGAAACCUUCCACCCCCUGUGGCUGGGUAAACUUCUCUGUACUGAAGACAUACUGCCCAAAUGGUUCCACCAGUACAACUAUUACCCUUCCAAAGUGGGUCCAGACUGUUGCUCCAAUUCAUCUGUAUCCUUCCAUUACGUUGAGCCAGUCAGAAUGUACAUGCUAGAUUACUUCCUGUACCAUCUCAGUCCAGUGGGUGGCCACAGCCCAAAGCUGGGUGAGACCAGAGAGGAAUAA
Messenger RNA from Salvelinus namaycush (lake trout), 933 nucleotides. Its product is annotated as glycoprotein-N-acetylgalactosamine 3-beta-galactosyltransferase 1-like. Lineage: Eukaryota; Metazoa; Chordata; Actinopteri; Salmoniformes; Salmonidae. The coding region runs from base 1 to 933 and encodes 310 amino acids. Gene Ontology annotation, cellular component: membrane. Gene Ontology annotation, molecular function: N-acetylgalactosaminide beta-1,3-galactosyltransferase activity. The record is from RefSeq and is a predicted model, not a curated record. The transcript has 4 exons.